AUGGCCGGCUACUUCUGCGCACGCUUCAAUCAGCCCUUCGCUUACUACGGCGUUGGCAACAACGGUACGCUCUCCGAGGGUGCGGCGAGCGGAAACGGCAGCCAGCUCGCAGGCUAUGUCAAGUUCGCGGACAAUACAACGCAGGUGGACGUGCGCGUCGGCGUCUCCUUCAUCUCAGUCGACCAGGCGUGCAAGAACGUGGACAACGAGAUACCCGACGGAACGUCACUCGAAGAGACGGCUCGCGCGACGAGGGCAGCUUGGGCGGAGAAGCUGGACCGGAUUCAGAUCGAGGGUGCGACGGAUGUGCAAAAGACGACGUUUUAUACGGCGUUCUUCCAUACUUUACAGUACCCAUACGAACAAGACGAGGGCGGGAAGUACUAUUCCGGCUACGAUGACGCAGUCCACGAUGGUCCUUCUUACACUGGCUAUUCAAAUUGGGACGUAUAUCGCGCACAGUGGGGAUGGCUGAUCAUGUUCGCUCCCGAACGUGUUCCCGGGAUGGUUCAAAGCAUGAUUCAAGAUUACCAGGAAGGCGGCUGGCUUCCGAUGUGGAAGAACAUCAUCGAGACGAAUAUCAUGGUUGCGACACACGCUGACUCGAUGAUCGCCGAAGCGGUCCUAAAGAACGUGACCGGGUUCGACGUCGAUACGGCCUGGGAAGCAGUCUACAAAGACGCGACUGUACCUCCCAUCGACGAUGCCACAUGCGUGGGUUGGCUCCGGUGA
This is a messenger RNA of Coniophora puteana RWD-64-598 SS2, 732 nucleotides long. RefSeq names its product glycoside hydrolase family 92 protein. The record is from RefSeq and is a predicted model, not a curated record. Gene Ontology annotation, cellular component: nucleus; cytosol. NCBI's taxonomy places the organism in Eukaryota, Fungi, Basidiomycota, Agaricomycetes, Boletales, Coniophoraceae. Bases 1 to 732 code for a protein of 243 amino acids. Gene Ontology annotation, molecular function: peptide-N4-(N-acetyl-beta-glucosaminyl)asparagine amidase activity; carbohydrate binding. The transcript is spliced from 7 exons. Gene Ontology annotation, biological process: carbohydrate metabolic process; glycoprotein catabolic process; protein quality control for misfolded or incompletely synthesized proteins.